Messenger RNA from Brienomyrus brachyistius, 3861 nucleotides. It is a transcript of the gene runx2a, whose product is annotated as RUNX family transcription factor 2a. The transcript has 8 exons. Gene Ontology annotation, cellular component: nucleus. NCBI's taxonomy places the organism in Eukaryota, Metazoa, Chordata, Actinopteri, Osteoglossiformes, Mormyridae. The record is from RefSeq and is a predicted model, not a curated record. Gene Ontology annotation, molecular function: RNA polymerase II cis-regulatory region sequence-specific DNA binding; DNA-binding transcription factor activity, RNA polymerase II-specific; ATP binding. Gene Ontology annotation, biological process: hemopoiesis; regulation of cell differentiation; regulation of transcription by RNA polymerase II. The coding region runs from base 269 to 1684 and encodes 471 amino acids.
GUAACAGCACAUGAAGGGAAAAAGGAGAGUUUUAAAGCUAAUGCGUUUUUGGAUUGUGUGAAUGCUUCAUUCGCCCCACAAACAACCACAGAACCACAAGUGCGGUGCAGGAUUUUCUGCACGACGACAGAAGGGAGAACUUCGGUGUGUAAAUGGUUAAUCUGCGCAGGUCAACACCAGCCUCAGAGACCGAACAAGUCCUUUAGAACUUCAAGGGUUAUCAAAAUCAAAGGGACAAGAAUAUUUUGAAGAGCCACCAAAAGUGACUAUGGCAUCAAACAGCCUUUUCAGUUCAGUGGCACCAUGUCAACAGAACUUCUACUGGGAUCCCAGCACCAGCCGGAGGUUCAGUCCCCCGUCUAGUAGUCUUCAGCCGGUCCCUGGAAAAAUGAACGAUUUGAGCUCUGCUACAGGGCAGCAAGAGGCGAGUCCAGCAAUGCCCAGACUCCGGCCGCACGAUAAUCGCACUAUGGUGGAAAUCAUCGCCGAUCACCCCGCAGAACUUGUCCGGACUGACAGCCCUAAUUUCCUUUGCUCCGUCCUGCCAUCUCACUGGAGGUGUAAUAAAACACUGCCCGUAGCCUUCAAGGUGGUGGCACUGGGAGAGGUGCCAGAUGGGACAGUUGUAACAGUAAUGGCUGGAAAUGAUGAAAACUACUCAGCGGAGCUUCGAAACGCCUCAGCUGUCAUGAAGAAUCAAGUGGCCCGUUUUAAUGACCUCAGGUUUGUGGGCCGGAGUGGAAGAGGAAAGAGCUUCACUCUGACGAUCACAGUGUUCACAAACCCACCACAGGUGGCGACCUACCACAGAGCCAUUAAAGUCACAGUGGAUGGCCCACGUGAGCCGAGAAGACACAGACAGAAGCUGGAGGACCCGCCAAAGCCAGGCUUGUUUUCUGAGCGGCUUAGCGAGCUGGAGCGUCUCAGGCAGACGACCAUAAGGGGUGCCGUACCAACGCAAAGCCCCCGUCCGUCGCUCAACGCCGCCCCGACUCCAUUCAAUCCUCAAGGACAAACUCAGAUAUCCGAAGCCCGACAAGCUCAAUCCUCACCCCCCUGGUCCUAUGAGCAGUCCUACCCCCCGUAUCUGAGCCAGAUGGCUUCACCCUCCAUCCACUCCACAGCGCCGUUGUCAUCAACCCGCGGCACCGGACUGCCUGCCAUCAGCGACGUGCCGCGACGAAUCUCAGGUACCUCUGACCUUAGCCCAUUCUCUGAUCCCCGGCAGUUUGACCGUCAGUUUCCUGGCCUUUCCUCACUAACAGAGGGCCGCUUCCCAAGUCCCAGAAUGCACUACCCAGCCACCUUCACCUACACACCGACGCCAGUCACAUCAGGGAUGUCUCUGGGUAUGUCCACUACCACCCACUACCACACUUACCUGCCGCCGCCUUACCCUGGCUCCACUCAAAACCAGAGUGGGCCCUUCCAGACCAGCAGUACGCCCUAUCUCUAUUACGGAACGUCCUCUGGGUCAUACCAAUUCUCCAUGGUGCCGGGGGGAGAUCGGUCACCCUCUCGGAUGCUCCCUCCUUGUACCAGUGCCUCGACAGGCAGCUCUCUCAUCAACCCUAACCUCCCCAACCAGACAGAUGGGGUGGAGGCAGACGGAAGUCACAGUAGUUCACCGACCAUUCUAAAUUCCAGUGGGCGAAUGGAUGAGUCCGUGUGGCGGCCAUAUUAAACACAUUGAGAUCCAGCUUUUGUGGUUAACCAAUUUUUGCCAUUGAGAAGAGCAAUAGAUAGAAGUCAAAGACCAGUGUCUUAUUCUUAAUUUAUGUUUUGUAAGCACAAACACUCAUGGGAAAUAAUGUUUCUUUUUGCAGGUGCGCUGCAUCAUUUAAUGUUUCUACAUUAAUUUUUAUUCAGAUUAAAAUUGUAUUCUUCCGUACGAUAUUUAUCCAGCAUGGUACUCGUCUUGGACACGUUCUCUGAGCAGUAAAGGAGGACCUAAUGGGAAUAAAGGCAUUACUGAAAUAUUUUGAAAUUCCACUGCAGAAUCAGUGAGCAAGCAAGAUGGUCAUUUGAAUUACUGAACUGGCAAAAAUAAAAAAGAGCUUCCAUAUGCAUUGCGAUGAACAUAUAUUUUUAUAGGGCUCUUUUAUGAGUAUAGUUUUUAUAGUAAUUGAAUUAUUCGAUAACACUGAAAGAUAGUCUUUGCUUCUUUUAUAUUUAUGCGUGUGACAGAAGUUCUGUUAUAUUCAGUGGUACCAGCAAUAAGUUCUGUAAGUGUUUCUGCUCCUUUAUUGUUUAAUUUAUAUGUUAGAUGGUUUGCUUAAAACUUGGGACUUACUGAAAAGCAGUAUAAUAUAAAGCCAUAAAUUAUAUAUUGUAUGUGGAAAUGAACUCUUUGACACCUGAAUUAUAUUUUUGGAGGAUCUCUUAAGUUAAUAAUUUAAAAUUUAAGUUUUAUUUUCUAAGUACCCAAAGAAAUGUUGUUUUUUUCUCUUGUAUUAAGUUAAGAACAUUAUGAAUAUAAAAGUUACAAAAUGUCAAACAAAACAUUCAAAGAAAUUGUGUAUUUAAAGCUGCUUGGCUGAGCAUAUAUUGUCAUUGUUGGCUAAUCUGAAUAUAAAUUAACAGGAUGGAGUUACUGACUUUCUGGUGCCGAGGGGGAGCAAAUGGCAGCCACUGGCAUCAGGAAUUCUUGGUUUUUCUUUUUGAUUUUAUAGUUUAAUUAAAAAAAAAAAAAACUGUCGGUGCAAUGCGUACAUCUGAAAGUCUAGAAAAUUAGACAUUUUUUAUGUGUUUAGGUUUUGUAUCAACAAUGCAGUUCAGUUACAAUUGACUAUGCAAUGAGAAUCUGAAACCAAAAUACUUUUGUUUCAUGAAAUAUUGAAUUUAUUGCAUAGCGACAAUGAUGAAUACAUUCAUAUUUUAAGCGCUAUGUUUCAGUUUCAUCAUCAUUUGCAACAAAUGCAAAUUACCCAUUCGGGGUGUCACCCUUAAAAUUAUGAUUUAAAAUCAAUUAAUAUCUCACACGGUACAGUACACAUGAAAAACUAGACAGAUUAUGAGUACUCAGACAGGAGGCAUUACCACAUACUUUAAGUAUCGUCAACUGAUGGUAAUUUGUUUUUUUAUUUUGGUUCCGGUACAAAUAUGUUUGUUGACCGAUUGACUUGUCUCAGAUACUAGAGGGUACAUCUUAAAUUAAUUUUCUUUUACAUGCUCUGGGUAUUGUUUUAUAGCUAAAUAGAUUAAAAACUAUGAAACUAUUAUUAAGAUGUUUUAUUUAUUUGAUGCAAACAAAGGCAUUUCUCCCCUCCAGAAAUCUGAAGGAAAAAUUUGAAAAAGCAAAAACUACUUCAUGUUGUAUUUUCAUUUAAUUUAUUUGCAAUGCUAAACGGAGGUGCCCUGCUUCAUGUGGUUGCAUAUAUAUUCAUGUGCACUUACUAUUAGUCCAGUUUGAGAUUUGCAUAAAGGAUGCAGCCAUUAAACAGUGUCACCUAUUUAAAAUUAAAGGUACAAUAUUUUUAAUCUGAUGUUAAAUUGCUGGCGACAAGGGCUUUGAAAAUAUGUCUUUGUAUUCAUAUAUAAAGCACUUGUUUUUGAGAUGUUCUGUAUAGUGUAAUUUAAUAUGGCUGCAGGCAGCACCCUGGUUUAUCUCAUUACAGUUUUUUUGUAUUUCUGUAUCACGUGAAGCACUUCCAUAUUCUAAUUGUCUGCUCAAUAUCUAAAUCAGAAGAAAUGGAAGCUUCUGGAAAAGGCUGUGGAUCCAUAACUGUGGAUUCACACUUUAUUGUGAAAUUCUGCAGACAGGGAUGAUCAACCAAGUGUGACAUAGGCGAUGGGGGCCCAUCUAAAAUGCAUUAUGGGUUUGUUAAUCCCCUAAGUGUCAUCUCACUGAGGGGGGGGGGG